UCAAAUAGUAGAACAGGGUGAAGCCAGGCAGAGCUGAGACAUGUGUGUGAGAGAGACUUAAUCCUCAACAAAGAAGAAACAAAGGGAAAAAGUAAAACUCAUGUGUUAAGGAUCUUAAAUUUGACUAACAUAUGUAACCAUGAAAUUUGAUAGGCUUUAAAUUAGUAGUUUGAUACCCUGAAUGAAACUUGAAACAUCACUUGAAGAUUUUGGCUCCUGUCAGAGAAGACACACAGUUGAAGGCAACAGCCAUGGCGCCUUCUCUCGUUCAGGCCUACAGGAGGCGCUGGUGGAUGGCGGUGACAGCGGUGAUUGAAAACCUUCUGUGUUCGGCCGUGCUGUUGGGCUGGGGUUCUCUUCUCAUCAUGCUGAAGAGGGAGGGCUUCUACUCUCACCUUUGCUCGGGAAACGACUCUGUGUUCGUGCAUUUGGGGAACUCCACUAUUGGGCAUGCCUCAGACUGGCAGACCUGCGUAGAACAGGAGGAGAUGCUGAACCUUGGAUUCACCAUCGGUUCCUUUCUGCUCAGUGCCACGACCCUGCCGUUGGGCAUCCUGAUGGACAGGUUUGGCCCGCGUCCGAUUCGGCUGGUCGGCAGUUCCUUAUUUGGUCUUUCCUGCAUCAUCGUGGCUGUGUCUGCCUACAACCCUCACGUUCUGUCAGCGCUCAUCUUCUUGGCUCUCUCCCUGAACGGCUUUGGGGGCAUCUGCCUGACCUUCACCUCCAUCACGCUCCCCAACAUGUUUGGGUCUCUGAGCUCCACCAUCAUGUCGCUAAUGAUCGGCUCCUACGCCUCCUCUGCUGUCACCUUUCCUGGCGUCAAGCUGAUCUACGAUGCAGGCAUGAAGUUCCAUGUGAUCAUGUGGAUGUGGGCAGGUCUUGCCAGUCUGGUUUUUUUUAACUGCUUUUUCAACUGGCCAUCAGAGGGCUUCCCAACUCCAGAUGAGGUUGACUACAGUAAGAUCCUCACAAUGCAUGAGGUUCCUUCAUCUAAGCAGAAGGCUGUAGAGGAGAGACUGAGCCAGAAAAAUGGAGAUGUCCAACACUCCAGAGAGAAGCUUCGCAAUGAACCUGAUGCUGCACCAAACACUGUUCCCUUCCGGCGGUCCGUGUUCUCCCCCAUCUUCCUGUGGAGCUUGAUCACGAUGGGGAUGACCCAACUGAGGGUCAUCUUCUUUAUGGGGGCAAUGAAUAAGAUGCUGGAGUUCAUGGUUAUCCAUGGUGAAGAACACCCACCUAAUAUGCGUGUGGUUGAGGCAGAAAAUACAGUGGGUUUCUACGCCUCCGUCUUUGGCACGCUGCAGCUGCUGUGCCUGGUCACGUGUCCUCUGAUUGGUUACAUCAUGGACUGGAAGAUGAAGGAGUGUGAAGAGGAGAAGUGUGCCUCCUCAGGAAUAGUGCAGAGACCCAAAAGAGACCGUAAGAUCCAGAAGGUGACCAAUGCCAUGAGAGCCUUCAUCCUCACCAACUUGCUGCUGAUCAUUUUUGGAAUCUGUAACCUUGUUGAUAACCUGCCUCUACAGAUCUUGACAUUCAUCCUCCACACUAUGGUCCGAGGAUUCAUCCACUCCUGCUGUGGAGGCCUCUAUGCUGCUGUCUACCCCUCCAACCACUUCGGUACGUUGACAGGCCUGCAGUCCAUGAUCAGCGCCGUGUUCGCUCUGCUGCAGCAGCCGCUUUUCAUCGUCAUGGUCACACAUCUGCAUGGGAACGCCUACUGGAUCAACAUGGGCCUGCUGAUCGUCUCAUUCACUGGCUUCCUGCUGCCGGGCUACUUGUUUUUCCACUGCAGAAACCUGCUGAGGGAACUGAAGGCCAAAGACGGCCAACCUGCCAGUCAGGAGAUGCAGGCUCUCAAGAACAUCGAGGCUAACGGUUUCAAGCCUCACAAGAACGGCAGCGCUUCGGCAGAGGCUUAGACAACAGCAGAGCUGCAAAUUAGGGGAUUUAAUUCAGUAUGUGGCUGCAGAAUGAACACCAGGACCCAUAUUCCCAAAGAGUGCUAAGUCUAAAAGUAGCUCCUAGUGACGUCAUUCUAAGAAAAAGAAAAAUAGAAUUUCUCUAAUUCUAAGAUUUGUCUUUGAAUUUUCCCUCAGUAAGAUAAAAGUUAUUCACGAAGCAUCUUAGGCCUUAAGAGAGUUCCUAAAAUAAACAAAUGUUAAGAGUAGUGAGGAGGACCUUUUAGUGACCCUAAGAGUGUCUUGAGCAGGGAAAAUGACAGAGGUAACAGAGAGAUAUUCUCCGUACAACAAACAACAGUGAAUUAAUAAAACGCUACCAGCUCGAUGGCGCAGGGAUCCACCCACUUCAUAGUCGAGUAAAUGAGCACAUAAACUUCUAUAACAAUUAUUCAUGUAGAGAUAAGAUAAACUUUAUCAUCCCCCUAGGGGGAAAUUAAAUUGUUUCGACGGCAGGAUAGAUUAAAGGUGCACCUCUAGUAAUGCAUAUUAGGAAGGAUAAAAAAAUAAUAGAAACAAUAAGAAGUAACUAUGAAUAAAAGUGAACAAAAUUACAACCAAAGAAGUACAUAAUUAUUUAAAUAUUUACAGACUGUAAAAUGCUUUCAAAAAUUUUAAAGAAUUCAAAAACCUGAAAAAUAUAUACAUAAAUACAGACUCUAGACAAGAUAAAGUACAAUAAUCUAAACAUUAUAUACAUAAAAGAAAGAUGUAAAUUAAGGGAAUAAGUAUUUGCUCAUAAUGAUGUCAGCAGCCUAAAUCUAAAUGUUCAUCUACACCCUCCAUCUGUGGAAAAGUCCUCUGGUUUGCUGCUAUCUGCUCUAGCUUCUGAUCGCAGCAGGUACCAGAGCUGCUCACAUUCCAGGCUGGUGCUGAAAGCAGAGGAAACGUUGCAUUGAUCUGCUGAGGAAUACCUGUUUGUUCACACCGUGAUGCCAGCAGAACCUGCUCCUCUGUCCACUUCCGUUUUCUCCAUCUUUUGUUCUCCUGUGUGUUUUGGUCGUGAUUUUCUGGAUUGUUGUUUUAGAUUCCGUCACUCACAGUUGAAGAGUACCUAUAAGUGCCUAAAUAAAUGUAUGUAUAGAUUACCUUCUCCAGGUUGGGGGGGAAGGUCCUGCCUCAAGUGGAGGAGUUCAAGUAUCUUGGUGUCUUGUUCACGAAUGUAUGUGUGUGUAUAUUAUAUAUAUACACACACAUACACACUCCUCACUAAGAUAGGAAAUACUGUCCUCUCCUUGCUCAGAGUCGCUCUCAGCUGCGAACUGAAUUACUCUUAAGCUAGGAAUCCUUGGCAGGAAUUUUUAGGCUAAGAUCGGAGCUCUCUGAGAGGAAUCUGAGAAUCUUUGAGAACAAGGGCUUUUAAUGUUGUGUUUUCAUAACUUAGAUAUACAUGUUCUUUUUCUAGUCAUUGCUUGUGUCCGUUCGGCCUGUCACAAACCACAUGAUGGAGCUUUCUUUUUUCGUUUUUUUUUUUUUUUUUUUCAAACUUCCUUGGAGAGAUGUGUCAUCAGCUUUUGUUGUUCUUUUAUUUAUUUUGAUUUAGAUUCAAGAGUCAAAUCAGUGUCAUUUCAAGCCAUACACUUAAAAGAUCAAGCAGAGGCGACGACAAACUGUGGAUAUCACCGUACUUGAAGUAGUUUCUGGACAAUCAGUACUAACCUGCUAACACCAAAGAAACACGUUGAGAUUUUUUAGGACAGUUACAUGUGUGAUCAGUAUUAUUUUUCUAAAAAUAUGCAGAAAAUAUUAUUAGUGUUUUUCUUUUUUUGCUGCACUGCCAAAGUAAACAUGAAAUCUAAGCAAAUCAUGAAAAUGUAAAGAAUACUCCUAUCAAAAUAGCAGAGCACAUCUGUUAAUCUUUACACAAAAAUGGCUGGAUGCUUAGAUACAUCUACCUCCUCCUCCUUUUUUGUCCAGUUGUCAGCAGUGGAACUAUGAACUUUUUCCACUUUCUGAUUUUAAUUCAGAUAAGGACAUUAGAAAAUAUGUCUCAAUCGUAAAAACCUUUGGCCAUCCGCCGAUUUCAGUAAUAAUUCUGCAGCGCAAACAAUUCUGGAAUAUAUAUGUAUAGGAACAAUUUUGUAUAGGAAAAUGUGUCCGACCAGUUUAUACACACCAGUGUGUAUAAAAUAUGAAUGCGAGUGUAUUUUUAUUACAUAGGCUGCAGUAGCAUCAAAAAGGGAAUGAUAUUUUGUAAAGGGCUUGAUAUAAACAGAAGCUCAGAUGAUUCUAGGUGUUUUCAGUUUUUAUUUCAUUGGUCUGGUAUUGACUUAUAAAUGAGCAAACUUUUAAAAAUACUUUUUGUAAAUACUAACGUGUGGCAUGUUACUUUAAUAAGAUGUUCAGCUUGUUUUACUAUAAAUAUGUGGGCUUGUACAGUACAAUAACUUGAAGUCGAGGAGACACUUGCUGUGGUUUAGUCUCUUUUUGCUUCUCUGAUGUAUGUAUAUGUACAUGUUUAUUCUUACAAGAUGUUGGAAAUUUGAUGAAAUUUAUUUUUUUUCUCUAAAAUCCAUUGCCUUUUGCUUUUUCACAUUUCUGAUGCGUGCUUUCUGUUUUUUCCGUUUAGAAAUUUGUUUUAUUUUUUAAAAAAAGGUGCUUUUUGCCAUUACUUUACUUUUAUAGCACAAUAAAUAAAUCCAAACAGCUUCCUCUGUAAACCAAAGCCAUCUGUCAGAAAUGUACAGUUAAACCAUAACUCAGCAACUGACCUCAUGAAAACAGACUGAAACAAUGUUUCUUUCAUUAUUCCUACAGUAAGCAUAGGUUUCUGCAUAUGUGUGGUCUUUUUACAGGCUACAAGCAAAAACAUUUAUUAGGGAUAGUUUUCCCUCUAUCAUUAAGGUUGUUGUUGUUACCCAAAAUGUGCUUUAAUUUGUAAAUAAAUGUACAACUACAAACUUA
Girardinichthys multiradiatus is the source of this 4862-nucleotide messenger RNA. It is a transcript of the gene slc43a1a, whose product is annotated as solute carrier family 43 member 1a. The transcript has 15 exons. Lineage: Eukaryota; Metazoa; Chordata; Actinopteri; Cyprinodontiformes; Goodeidae. Gene Ontology annotation, biological process: transmembrane transport; neutral amino acid transport. Bases 252 to 1919 code for a protein of 555 amino acids. Gene Ontology annotation, molecular function: L-amino acid transmembrane transporter activity; neutral L-amino acid transmembrane transporter activity. The record is from RefSeq and is a predicted model, not a curated record.